UUCCCCAAAUCGAAACCCAAAUCCAAAUCGAAUCGAAUCGAGGAACAAUUUGCGAAACGGAACUGCCAACUCUUCCUUCCCCUCGAUUCGCUCGCUCGCCAAUCCCACCCACCGCCGCCGCCGCCGGUCGAACUCCGGCGACGAAGCUCGCUCGCUCACUAGCUAGGGUUAGGGUUAGGAUUGGGCCGCCGCGAGUUGUUCCUGCUUGCUUGAUUAAUCUCCGGUCCGGUCCGAUCCGAUCCACCGCCGAUUCGGUCGAUUUGAAACCCUAGAAAUCCUCCCAAGGUGAUGGAUCCCAGCCAGAUGAUGCCCCGUAGCUUCCCCAUGUGGCCGCCGCCGCCCCCGCCCGCCGCCUCCGACGCCAUGCCUCCCCCGCCGCUGCCGCUGCCCCAGCCCUUCCUCGCCCCGCCCCAGCCCAACCGCGGCUGGAAGCGCAAGAACAACCCCAACAACAACCCCAACCUCGCCGGCGGCGGCGCCUACCAGCCCCCCGCCAUCGGCGACCUGCAGGUGCAGAACCGCGCCAAGGCCCGCCGCUGGUUCAACAACCCCAACAACGCCGGCGGCGGCGGCAACCCCAACAACGCCGGCGGCCGCAAGUACUUCUUCCCCAAGUCCAACAAGGGGGGCAACAAGGCCAAGGCGCCGCGCAACACCACCUCCUUCAUCAUCCGGGCCAAGCGGGCGGGGGGCAUCGCCUCGCUCGUCUCCCCCUGCCCCGUCACCCCCGCCGUGCUCCCCACCCCGCGCAUCUCCCCCUCCCGCGAGGGCCUCUCCGACAUGGCCCAGCAGCAGUGGGGCGUGGACGGAUACGGCUCCAUGAAGGGCCUCAUCCGCCUCCGAGCCUCCUCCCCACGCCACCCCGACGCCGAAGGGGAUGACGACGACUCCAGCAGCGGCAGCGACGUCGAGGAGCACGUCGAGGUCGAGCGCCGCCUCGACCACGACCUCAGCCGCUUCGAGAUGGUCUACCCCGGCGGGAUGGCCAACGGAGCCGCCGGCUACGUCUUGGAGGACCUCGACGAUGAGUACGACCAGGACGUGCACGUCGCCAGGCUCGAGGAGGAGAACCUGACUCUCAAGGAGAGGCUCUUUCUCAUGGAGCAGGAGGUCGGUGACAUGAGGCGCCGUCUCGAGGCCAUCGAGGCGCGCUUUGCAGGGGCCGACGGGGUUGCUGCUGCUGGCAGCGCCGACAAUGCUGCUCUUGUCCUCCAGCAGAGGGCUGAUGCUGAUGCUGAGAAUGGCGUUGAUGCCGCGCCUGUUGCAGGCGAUGCUGUAAUUGUUUCUCUGGAAGAUGCUAAUGCUAAUGCUUCUGGUGCUGAAAAUGCUAAUCUACUUGAGAAAGCGAAGGGUGAUGCUGCCUCUGCUUCUGAUGACACUGUUGAGGAUGCUCUGAAGAUUGACACUGAGAUGGAUGUUGCUGCCUCUGCUUCUGCUAACGCAGUUGAAUUUGCUCUGAAGAAUGACACUGAGAUGGGUGUUGCUGCCUCUGCUUCUGCCAACGCAGUUGAGUUUGCUCUGAAGAAUGAUACUGAGAUGGGUGAUGCUGGCAACUUGGUUGAGGAGGCUCUGGAGAAUGUCACGGCGAUGGCUGAUGCCGUUUCUGGUGCUGAUAAUGCAGUCAAGGAGUCUGACAUGAACAGGGGUGAUGUAGAGCAGGAGAAAAGUGGUGAGGACAUGGCCGGUGCAGGUUCAGAGAAGAAUGCAGAGAUGGCUGAUACUACUGGAAGUGGAGAGGAAGAGGGCAAGGAGCAGGCCUGAUGCUCCAGCUAGAAAACGGUGAACAGAGCAAGCAGGCCUCUGAUGACGAGGGCUCCUGCUUGGAGAUGGAAGAUGGACAGUGGAAAAAUGCACAAGGGUUUCCUUCCCUGGUUGUUUGUUACUGUACAUACUUGCAGAUGAAGCCAUGCGGCGUGUUUCGGUCUUGGGGACUGAAACGUCGCGUGACCGAGGCGGUGGUUUGUCGGCGUCGGUGAUGUUAUAUGUUUGUUGCCAUUUUGAGUUCUCUAUAUUCGGAACCUGUAGUGUUUUAGCGGACUAGCUAAGCUGCUGCUCAAGGUGGUAGUAAGAUACUCCUAUGGAUUUGUCGUUACUGUUAAGAUGAUGUUGUCAAGAUGAUGACUCUGUUAUUGCUGUAUCCAUCCAUACCGUGCUAUCAUGUUUAUUAAUUUGGUCUCGCA
Messenger RNA from Triticum aestivum (bread wheat), 2180 nucleotides. RefSeq lists its product as uncharacterized. The coding region runs from base 289 to 1761 and encodes 490 amino acids. The transcript has a single exon. NCBI's taxonomy places the organism in Eukaryota, Viridiplantae, Streptophyta, Magnoliopsida, Poales, Poaceae. The record is from RefSeq and is a predicted model, not a curated record.